Centrocercus urophasianus (Greater sage-grouse) is the source of this 774-nucleotide messenger RNA. It is a transcript of the gene POU3F2, whose product is annotated as POU class 3 homeobox 2. Lineage: Eukaryota; Metazoa; Chordata; Aves; Galliformes; Phasianidae. The transcript has a single exon. Gene Ontology annotation, cellular component: nucleus. Gene Ontology annotation, molecular function: RNA polymerase II cis-regulatory region sequence-specific DNA binding; DNA-binding transcription factor activity, RNA polymerase II-specific. Gene Ontology annotation, biological process: regulation of transcription by RNA polymerase II; brain development. The record is from RefSeq and is a predicted model, not a curated record. The annotation marks the transcript as partial.
UACCCGCAGCCGCCCGGCUUCACCGUCAACGGCAUGCUGGGCGCCGCGCAGCCCGCCCUGCACCACCACGGCCUGCGCGACGCCCACGACGAGGCUCCCGGGCCGCCCGCGCCGCCUCACCACGGUGCCGAGCACCCGCACGGGCCGCACCCCGCGGGCGGAGGAGGGCCGGGGGCCGGCGGAGCGGCGGCGGCGGGAGGGCCGCACCACGAGGCGCACUCGGACGAGGACACGCCGACCUCGGACGACCUGGAGCAGUUCGCCAAGCAGUUCAAGCAACGGCGGAUAAAGCUGGGAUUUACCCAAGCGGACGUGGGGCUGGCGCUGGGCACGCUGUACGGCAACGUCUUCUCGCAGACCACCAUCUGCCGCUUCGAGGCCCUGCAGCUCAGCUUCAAGAACAUGUGCAAGCUGAAGCCUUUGUUGAACAAGUGGUUGGAGGAGGCGGACUCCUCCUCGGGCAGCCCCACCAGCAUAGACAAGAUCGCGGCGCAGGGCCGCAAGCGGAAAAAGCGCACCUCCAUCGAGGUGAGCGUCAAGGGCGCGCUGGAGAGCCACUUCCUCAAGUGCCCCAAGCCCUCGGCGCAGGAGAUCACCUCGCUGGCGGACAGCCUUCAGUUGGAGAAGGAGGUGGUGAGAGUGUGGUUUUGUAACAGGAGACAGAAGGAGAAGCGCAUGACGCCGCCCGGGGGGACGCUGCCGGGCGCCGAGGACGUGUACGGGCCCAGCAGGGACACGCCGCCGCACCAUGGGGUGCAGACCCCCGUGCAGUGA